CUCGAGUCCUGUGGGACAGAAGGUGAGCACCCCCUCGGGGUCCAUGUGCCCGCCCCAGGCCCAGGCAGAGGUGGGCCCCACCAUGACUGAGAAGGCCGAGAUGGUGUGCGCCCCCAGCCCAGCGCCUGCCCCUCCCCCCAAGCCCGUCUCGCCCGGGCCCCCGAAGGCAGAGGUGGUGGGCCACCCAGGCUCCUCCCCCCCUAGGCUGCCCCCCGGCGUGCCAGUCAUCAGCCUGGGCCACACCAGGCCACCAGGGGCGGCCGUGGCCACCACAGAGCUGAGCGCCCUGCGGCCCCCGCUGCUGCAACUCUCCACCCUGGGAGCCGCCGCAUCACCCCUGGCCCUGCAUUACCACCCUCACCCCUUUCUCAACAGCCUCUACAUUGGGCCGGCAGGACCUUUCGGCAUCUUCCCUAGCAGCCGGCUGAAGCGGAGACCGAGCCACUGUGAGCAGGAGCUGGCUGAGGGGCACCAGCCCCAGAAGGUGGCCCGGCGCGUGUUCACCAACAGCCGCGAGCGCUGGCGGCAGCAGAACGUGAACGGCGCCUUCGCCGAGCUCAGGAAGCUGCUGCCAACGCACCCGCCCGACCGGAAGCUGAGCAAGAACGAGGUGCUCCGCCUCGCCAUGAAAUACAUCGGCUUCCUGGUGCGCCUGUGCUCGGCAGACCCUUUUAUCAUCCGCCGCCCGCUGAAAGUGGCCUUGUCCGCGUCCCCCUCCCGGGGUCGAGGUCCAGGAACCCACAUGGCAGAGCGGUCAUCGGACCAAAGUGGCGCCUCUUUUUUCCGGGCUGGGGUCGCCGAGAGAGCGCGGCGUCCGCUCCGCCAGCACGGGGGUGAGAACAAGGCACUAGGUCGGCCGGCCAGCGCGGGAGCGGGUGUGUAA
Ceratotherium simum simum (southern white rhinoceros) is the source of this 883-nucleotide messenger RNA. Lineage: Eukaryota; Metazoa; Chordata; Mammalia; Perissodactyla; Rhinocerotidae. The record is from RefSeq and is a predicted model, not a curated record.